UGUCAAGUCAAGCUCCAUCAUCAUCAUCAUCAUCACCAACAUCACCAUCAUCAUCAUCAUCAUCAUCAUCAUCUUCUAUUCACACCAUUAUCAUCAAAUGGGUCAAGCCCUCAACGUCAACGCCACCGGGAACGGAGAGAAGAAGAAGAAGGAGGCAGACUUAGAAACAUUGCUGAAGAAUUGCUACGAGACACACUUCGGAGGCGGUGGCGAGAAGGAAUGGACCUUCGGUGACUUUUACCGAGCCGUUGCCGAAACCGUCGAAGACAUCAACGAUAACCUAGGUGGAACGCAACUUCGGGUGCCGAGUACCGAGAAAUUACGGGAAGCAUACGAGAGACACAAGAUCGGCGAAGGGGAGAAGCUGUCGAAGGAAGAGUUUCAGAAGCUUCUGUCGGAGGUGGUGAUCGGAACUGGCUUCACCGGCGUCGGGGGCGUCAAAGAGUUCCUCUUGUUCAUCUUCGGCGUUCCUGUCUUCGCCGUCUUCCUCAAGAACCGCGUCGCUCCCAAAUCUGUGUCCAACGAUUUGUUCAUCCCCGCCGUCACCUCCGCCACCGUCUUCUUCCUCGCCAAGUUCAACAAGAUAUGAACUUUUAAUUCCUUUCACUCGUGUUCUGUUUUGUUUCCUUCUGUUUGUCUUGUGUGAUUCGAAGUGAUAUGAAACAAGCUGGGGGGAAAUGAAAGCUAAAUUUCGUUGA
Messenger RNA from Tarenaya hassleriana, 698 nucleotides. RefSeq lists its product as uncharacterized. Lineage: Eukaryota; Viridiplantae; Streptophyta; Magnoliopsida; Brassicales; Cleomaceae. The transcript is spliced from 4 exons. The record is from RefSeq and is a predicted model, not a curated record. Bases 98 to 589 code for a protein of 163 amino acids.